CAAAAUUUUCAUCACGUAAAUGUCUUCCACCUAAGAAAUUUGUACUUUCUUAUUAAUAUGUCACACAAUAUUUUAAAAUCUAUGGGGCAUGGAUUUUGUGAUGCCAUUUUUUCCAGUUCGCCCAUUAAUUUUGACAAGGAAAAUACAAAUUCUCUUAAUAAACCAGAAAAUACAUGCUCUGGUUUAUUUGAGACGCCUCAAAAAGAGACUGAAAAUAAAAAUGAAAACAAAUGUUUAAAACGCGAGAAUCGUAAAAUACUGCUUCAUACUGAAAUAGUUGAUAAUUCGAAAUUGACAAAUGCACCUUUUAAUGCAAAUCUCAAUCGUUCGAAAUCCAUAAAUGCAUUUCAGAGGAAACAGAUUUUAUUUCCUGAAAACGCAAUACCUAAUGAAAAACAGAAAACUUCUACAAAAGUAGUAUCUACUACAUCAUUGUAUGAUAAAACAUCGACUAUAAAUUUUUGUACUCCUAAACAAUAUAAAUUACGCUCUGCUGUAAGCAAUACAAAAAUGAAUGUUUUACCUUUAAACAAAACACCCAUAAAACAAUAUUUUAAUGACAAUGUUUUGUCUAAUGCUACACCCGAUUGCUUUAGCAUUGUACAAGUAGAAACACCAUGCAGUAAAACAAAUGAAAUCUGUAUUGAGGAUCAAACAGUGUGCGACGGCGAAAGUAGUAAUUUAAUUGUGGGAAUACGUAUUAGGCCUUUGAAUACAAAAGAAUUAAACGACUCGAAGAUUACAUCGGUUGUGCAAAUAAAUGGUCAGAAUAUUAUUGUCAACUGUGACUCUAUGCAACAUACAUUUAUGUAUGAUCAUUGUUUUAUAUCGCACGCGGAUGUAACUAAACCUGAUCAUGCUAAUCAAGAAACUGUAUUUAAGACCAUGGUUUUACCAUUAGUACAAAAUGCUUUUGAGGGCUAUAAUGUUUGUUUGUUUGCUUAUGGGCAAACAGGUUCUGGUAAAAGUUACAGUAUGAUGGGUCAAGAAUCAUUACAGAUGAAUUCAACACAGAUUGAUGAAGCAACUGGUAUUAUUCCAAGAUUUUGCCAAGAAUUGUUCACAAGAAUAUCUACAAAUACGAAUACCAAGACUACAGUAGAAAUUAGUUACUUUGAAAUCUAUAAUGAAAAAAUACAUGAUCUCUUAACAACCGUUAAUAAUGGAAUAAAGAGAGCUCCUCUUAAAGUGAGGGAACAUCCUACUUAUGGUCCAUAUAUUGUUGAUCUGAGUCAACAUUGUGUGCAAAAUUACAAAGACUUACAAACUUGGCUCAAAGUAGGUAAUUCGCAACGAGCUACUGCAGCAACUGGAAUGAAUGAAAAAAGUUCAAGAUCUCAUAGUAUAUUUAGCAUUAUAUUAACUCACGCACAACUAAAUAACCAGGUAGAUGAAGAACAAAUGGAUGCUAGUCGUCGUAGUAAAAUUAAUUUAGUAGACUUAGCAGGCAGUGAGAGAUUGAGUCAGACAUGUGCCAGUGGUGAUAGAUUAAAGGAGGGUGUAUCCAUUAAUAAAUCAUUGCUCACGUUAGGAAAGGUAAUCGCAUCUCUUGCCGAAAAUAUGAGUAAUCGUAAACGAGGGUUCGUUCCAUAUCGAGAAUCGGUUCUUACAUGGCUCUUGAAGGAAAGUCUCGGUGGAAAUUCCAGAACAGCGAUGCUUGGGACCGUAUCAUCAGCUAAUAUACACGUGGAAGAGACACUUUCAACCCUUCGAUACGCUUGUCAAGUCCGGGCUAUUGUUAAUCGUAUUCGAAUUAACGAAGACCCGCACGAAAAGUUAAUUCGCGAGUUGAAAACAGAAGUUUUACGAUUACGUGGUGUCCGUGAGGGAUAUGAAAGACAACUUGGCGGCAUUCCACGACGUCUCCUCGAUUCUAUUGAGCCGAUUACCGAAAAUAACGAUGAAAUCAAACAAAAACAACGAGAAAUCGAUAAACUGAAAAAUCAACUGAAAAAAACCGAGGAACAGCUUACAGUUACCCAGACGACUUGGCAAAAUAAAUUAUGGGAAACCGAGAAGAGGAAAAAUUCCGAAUUAAAAUACUUACGUCGCUGUGGAAUCGCUAUUGAGAUUGAUAUUCACGGGAACGACAAACAACCUUGUCUUAUAAAUCUCGCGGCCGAUCCUAUAUUGUCUGGUACACUUUUGUAUCUAAUCCCUCCGGGAUUGGUUCGUAUCGGCAAACAUUCCGGGCAGGAAAGUUCUUCCAAAAGUUUGGAUAUCAUGUUGGAUGGACCGCUGGUUAGACCUUUACACUGUACCAUUGAAAAUAAUAAUGGAAAACUUGUACUAUCGUCGGAGGUGGAUGGGGACACGUAUGUCAAUGGACAGAUUAUAACUGGUAAAGUUAUUCUCAAGCAUGGCGAUCGUCUCGUGAUCGGUGGAAAUCAUUACUUUAAAGUCUUGAAUCCGCACAACGAACGCAACAAUGUACAAAUUUCUGCGCAAGCUGUGGAUUACGAAUUUGCUCACCAAGAAAUUCUUAAAGUACAAGAGGAAAAGCUGAGAGCUGAGUUGGAGGAGAGUAAGCAGAAGGCAAUAAGAGAAUUAGAAAGCGCGAAACAAGAAGUUGAAAUGCAAUUAGGGUCUCAAAAGUUAACGUACGAACGUAAAAUUGAAAUUCUUGGCUCUACGGUUGAAGAGCAAAAAUUUGCAUUAGAAAAGAUUCAUCAGAAAAAGAAAGAAUUGGAAUUGGAAAAAGAAUUGCUUGUAAGCGAAGUUGAAGUAAAUAAUAGAUUAAAGCAGAUACAAUUACAGCAAAAGAAAGUUACCGUUGCGCCGUAUAAAUCAAAUUUUUUACAAGAAUUGGAAAAUAUUUUAACUGAAAAAACAGCCGACGCUGAAUUCGCGCUUAAAAUGAAAGCCAGCACAGAAGCAAUAAGCGAAGGAGGUAUCAGUCUGCAUGAAAUGCAAUUAUUGGUGAAAGAAGCUACUGAACGGUGCAGAGAAGUUGGUAUUAAUUAUGAAUUUGAUCAGCAGCAAAUAAUUGUAAAUAAAAGUCUGAAACCAGUGAUUCGUAUACGUAAUAAAGAUUCUAUGAAAGAAACAUUUUGGGAACCAAUGCGAUUUUUAGAUUGGGUUCAUCAUUUGCGAGAUUAUGAUAUCGAAGAUUCGAUAAAAGAACUGUGUACAACGUCAGAUGAAACUUGGGAAGCCUAUGAAAAUACGGAAACAUUUGAAGAUUCCUUAAACAGCAGUCGUAUUUCGAUAAAUAUAACUCCGGUGAAGAAACAUUUAAACGAGAGUUUGCAACAGCUUACUUUCGAAACAUCUUUUCUAGGAAACACAUUUGUUAAUCAAACAUUUGACAAUUCCAAAGAACAAGAAACGAUAAACACUUGUCUUACACAAAUGGAGCUUACUGCGAAAACUUUGCGCAGAUUGUGUGCAAGAAAUGACAGAAUUGAAACGGUUACGGAAUCUCUUAAUGAAAUGCAAAAUAUCAUUGACAGAUUGCGCGAAACUUUAGAAGUAAGAAACUUAAGCGAGUACACAAACGAAAGUGCAAAUUGUGUACAAAAUUGUGAUGAUAGUACUGUGAUUGAAAAGUCUGAUAACAAAAAUUUAACACUCAUAGAAGAUUGUAGUAAAAUCUUCGCCUCGCCGAUAAAGUCUACUUUACGUAACAAUACUAGAGGUUUUGACAAAAUCAGCCAAAAGAGUGUCAGAUUUACCGGUAAAUUGAAGAAAGAAGUGACUUAA
This is a messenger RNA of Colletes gigas, 3702 nucleotides long. RefSeq names its product kinesin-like protein KIF14 (gene neb). Gene Ontology annotation, molecular function: ATP binding; microtubule motor activity; ATP hydrolysis activity. Gene Ontology annotation, biological process: microtubule-based movement. Lineage: Eukaryota; Metazoa; Arthropoda; Insecta; Hymenoptera; Colletidae. Gene Ontology annotation, cellular component: microtubule; kinesin complex. The transcript is spliced from 12 exons. Bases 58 to 3702 code for a protein of 1214 amino acids. The record is from RefSeq and is a predicted model, not a curated record.